Messenger RNA from Gryllus bimaculatus (two-spotted cricket), 6965 nucleotides. The record is from the annotation of a GenBank genome assembly. NCBI's taxonomy places the organism in Eukaryota, Metazoa, Arthropoda, Insecta, Orthoptera, Gryllidae.
GGCCGAUCUCUGCAUUUUGUGAUAGUAAUGGUUGAACAAAAUAUUUAGUACAUUGCGGCAUUUGUCAUAUUCAAUGACAAACGUAUUAUUGGAGUGUGACAAAUGCUAAUUUCUGUUUUCGGAUGUCUAUUGUAAACUGAGAGUUUUUCGUAUCAUUUUAUUUGACUUCAUUUAAGUGUUUAAUUAAAAUGGGUGAUGAAAGCGAAGUAAUUGAAAAUGACUUAAAGAAACAAGAUAAAUAUGUUAAAGAUUCAAAAACGAAAAGUUCUGCCAAAAAGAGGAACAGACGCAAAAAGAAUAAUGUUGGAAGCAGUGGAGAAUCAGGAAAUCUGGGAAAUGGAAACAACAAGGAUGGAAAUGAUGGAGAAAAGGGUCUGGAAAAUGUUAUGGAUGAAGACAUGCAAGGCGGCUGUAAUAUCUCAAUACAAGAUAUUCGUAAAGCAAUGGAGGUUCUGUCGUUUCAACAAAAACCAGCUAAGACAACAGAAGAAGCUUUGCAGAAGCAGUAUCAAUUUUGGAACACACAACCUGUUCCGAAAAUGGAUGAGAAGAUAACGUGUAAUGAGCCUAUUGAACCAGACAAAGCAUUGUCAGAAAUCAGAAAAGAACCUUAUUCUCUUCCUGAUGGCUUUAAGUGGGACACUUUAAAUCUUGAUGAACCACUUGUUUUGAAGGAAUUGUACAUGCUUCUGAAUGAGAAUUAUGUUGAAGAUGAUGAUUCUAUGUUCAGAUUUGAUUAUCCUCCUGCAUUUUUGAAAUGGGCUCUUCAACCUCCUGGAUGGAGAAGAGAUUGGCAUUGUGGAGUUCGAGUAAUAAAAAGCAAUCGUCUCGUUGGUUUCAUAAGUGCCAUUCCAGCAACAUUGAGAAUAUACAACCAGACAAAGAAGAUGGUAGAAAUAAACUUCCUGUGUGUGCACAAGAAAUUGCGAUCAAAGAGAGUUGCUCCUGUUCUUAUCCGAGAAAUAACACGUCGUGUCAAUUUGACUGGCAUUUUUCAAGCAGUCUACACUGCAGGUGUUGUUUUACCAAAGCCUGUUGGAACAUGCAGAUAUUGGCAUAGGUCAUUAAACCCAAAGAAGUUAAUUGAAGUUAAAUUUUCGCAUUUGAGUCGCAACAUGACUAUGCAGCGUACAUUAAAAUUGUACAAAUUACCAGAAUCAACAAAAACUCCUGGUUUUAGGAAGAUGACUCCUGCUGACUUGCCACGUGCACAUAAAUUAUUAGAAGAGUAUUUGAAGAGGUUUGAUUUAGCUCCAGUCUUUUCGGAUGAAGACUUCCGGCAUUGGUUCUUGCCACAAGUAGGCAUUGUGGAUAGUUUUGUUGUUGAUAAUGGAACUGAACUGACAGACUUUGUUAGUUACUACACAUUACCAUCUACCAUAAUGCAUCAUCCUGUUCACAAAACUCUCAAAGCAGCUUAUGCAUUUUAUAAUGUGGCUUCGAAAACAAGCUGGUUGGAUUUGAUGGGUGACACUUUAGUUUCUGCUAAAAAUAAUGGCUUUGAUGUUUUCAACGCAUUGGACCUCAUGGAAAAUAAAGAGUUCCUCCUGAAGCUGAAGUUUGGUAUUGGUGAUGGAAACCUACAAUAUUACCUUUAUAAUUGGCGAUGCCCAGCUAUUCAACCUAAUAAGAUUGGACUUGUACUUCAGUAGACAAGUGAUCAUCUUGUGCAGCUGUAGGUUGAGAGUAAGAAAGUAUGUGUAAGGAAUAGUAAUGUGCGAAAGUUAAAAUUUUCCAACUUCUGUGAAGAUCAUCCUUUAUCUUCGGUUGCGAUGUAGCAGUUUUGUCUGAAUAUUUCUUCAUUGAUGUAUAAUAUUUUACAUCCCAUUUUGUUAUGUAUUUGUAAGUUUUAUAGAAGGAUAUUUCAGCCAUUUGCGAAAAUAAAUUUCUAUAUUUUGAGAGGUCUUGUAGCAAUUUGUUCCAAGCUAAAUAUACUUUUGGUGGUAGUGAUCUUUUAGUUGGUACACCUUUCAUAAAAAAGGUGCUAGUGACUGAAACACAAAGAAACAAAGGAGCAAUGUGGAUGUGUGGGAGUUUUUAUUUACAACAAAAUUUCUCGCAUGUAAAAUUCUGGAUUAUUUUGUAUAUAUAUAUAUAUGUAUAUAUGUUUCAAUUUGCAAUUUAUUUUCAUAAAUUUAGAAGCAGGAAGACUUUUAGUGCCCCACUAACAAAUGUGUGUUUUUAAAAUACUUGAAUGGGGUAGCUUCUCUGCUCUUAUGCUUCAUGAAAGCUUUUUGUUGUCAAUUCUAUUGUAAUUUCCUUGUAAAUACAUCUCUUCAGAACUAUUUGUUUCCUGAAUUCUGUUAAAAUAAAUUUGACAAAUGCAUUCUGUUCUGUAUUUGAUUUUGUAACAAAUGGAAUUUAUAUUUCUGUUUGCCAUAUAAAAACAGAGACAUUGCUUUUUAUCGUUCUUGUACAAAUAAACUGAACGAUGAAAGAUAAUGGUGUUACUAAUUUUACAUUUACUCUUACCUCCAAUGCUGUAAAUACAGUGUAAUGCACACUUUGUAAAAACUGCUGAUGCAUGAAUUGAAAAUUCUAAUUUUCGCACAUUCUAAGAUUUACAGUUUAAAUUUUUAUGGUUAGAGACAGUGCCUGUUGUGUUGACUUAACUGAACUGUGAGGGAAACUUAAAAUUGUAAAAAUGUGUGCUCGACUACUUGUAAUGUUUUGAAAUGAAAAUAUUAUGGAUUGUGUAUUCCUUUCAAAAUUAAAUUUUGAAAUACUUCAUUAUUCUUAGUGUUGGGUUGUAUCAGAAUUUCUGGGAAAUACAUUCCUAGUAUAGAUGGUCAACAUUAAAUGGAAUUUACUAAGAGAUGAUCAAUUGCAUAAGUCCACAAUUAAUUAAUUAGGUUAGAUAGCACCUGUUUAUUUUUAUUAUUAUUAUUAUUAUUAUUAUUAUUGUCAUUAUUAUAAUAAUUACCAUGAAAUUAUUAAUUUAAUAUUUUAAAUUUGGAAGCCAACUCCACAACUUGACUGAUGAGUUAAUUUGUGGAUAUGUGGACACAAAUACUGGCCACAUGAAAUUCUGUAAUUAAGAUAUGUUGCACAUACUCCUGUAUUUUCCAUUCUUUACUUGUUAUUAUAUAUUUGUUUCUUUCCUUCUGUUUUCCUUCAGCUUUCCAAUUUGUGUGUAAUUGAGUUAGGAAAGAAGAAGAGUUAGUCACGAAAGUUAGAAAUGCUUAAUGUUAUAAUCCUUGAGUGACCUGAAGCGAGUUGUUUUGUGAUACUGAUUUUUUAAUGACUGAUAGCCCAGCAAACAGAAAAGUAUUACUGGCGCGUGGUGCUAUUAGACUGCCCUUGCAUCAAAACAACUCAGUCCUGAAAGAACGACACCAAAUAUUACUUUGUGAUUACCAAGGAUAGUAGCUUUUUAGAGAGUGCCUGUGGUAUUGUUUAUGUAAUCAUUUCUAUCUCAGGAAAUGAAAAUUCUUGUGAUUUCUUUCUGUACCACUGUCUUAGUUGAUAGUUGAAAUUAUAUAUUUACAAUGUUUGUUAUACUCCAAUUUGUAUGUACAAUAUAGUUGUUUUUAAUUCAUGUGGCAAAGUAAUGUGAACAUGAGUUUAAAUUAUCAUAUAAAGACUGUAAUAUGCUAAUGAGUAAAUACAUGUUUUUAUUGAUAAUUGUGAUGCUACAAUGGAAAUUGUUUAUGAAGUCUCAAUAUAUGAUUAGUUAAAUUGUUUGUUUUAGCUAUUUGGCAUCAUUAAAAAUUGUUUAUUAGGACCUGUGAUCUGAUCUAUAAAACAGGAACACUAUAAGGUUUGUUUAUAUGCAGUUUAUGCAAUUUUAUAUUUGAAAUACAUUUUUAUUGAGUUCUCUAAGCAAGAAUGCAAUAAUAAUGAGUUCAUGUUAAGAUUAAUAUUUGCAAGCUGAGGUACAUAAAAUUAGUUAAGUUGACAAAAUACAAAGAGCAUAAAUGUUGUAUGAAACUUUGUUAGCUGGGUAGGUACAAAUUAUUCCUCCCUAGAGUGUGAAUAGUGGCAGUUCACCAUCUACGAAAAAUAAACCAGAAAUGCAACACAUAAUAUAUGUGUUACCAUGUUACCCAGUGCUCAACCAAAAAUUAAGAUGGUCUGUGUUUGUGCACAAGGCUUAAUUCUGCUUAUACAUCUAUGUAUAUGGUAAUGGUUUUGUGUCUUUUUUUCUUCAUGAAGUAUGAAGUUCAAAAUUAGUUUCUGAAUGCAUUUGUUGUUAACAUUAAUACAAGUUGUUUCAAAAAAUUCCAGUGUUUGUAUACUUUCCAUCACAAGAAAAGUAUAUAUUAUUCAUACUUGACACUUCCUGUAUGAACAAUAUAUUCGUAAAAAGUUGGCUUUCUUGGUCAAUGAGUUGAUGGCAAACAUAGUGAAUACUUGGGAGCCUUAUUUAUCUCUAAGUGUAGAAGAAAGUACAUUAGAUUUUGGACAAAAUAUCUUAAAAUACAGAUAAAUUAAUUUUGAAUAUUAAAAAUUUGCUUAAUAUUGUGAUGAUUAAGUUCUUAUUAUAGAUUCUAAAGCUUGCCCAAAGACGAAUGGAUGAGAUGUUCCAGUUAUCAAACUCUAGAACUAGAACUAGGUGAGCUGUCAUGGAAUAAGCUCUUAACCCUCUAACCUCCAGAAGUUUCUAUUAUAGUACUUUUCUCAUCUCUGAAGGUUUUAUUUUGUCCAUGACUUUCUGUACUUGCCAUCGAUUUGCCUCGGAUUGAAGAAUUAAGAUAGAAAUAGAUAAUGGAGGAGAUGACAAUGCUGAAAUGAAAUGAGAGGAAAUGGUAGAACCCUAUUCCUCUGCUCCAGUGAGUUUGGAAUGGUUGUGGACAAUGAAGGUAUGAGGAUGGGAAUGUGUCCCUAAUGUGGUGUAUGCUUCAAAUAUCUAGCAAAUAAUAAGUGAACUAACUACUUGAACUGCAAAUGACGUCUUGCUGUAUGGUAAUUCACAUUAUAGUAUAUAUUGUGUGGAAGUUUGUUGCCAAUGUUUGUCAGUUGUAUAUCCAAAUUCUGUUUUUCUGACUUGAAAAAUGACUUCUGCAACAGAGAGAAAGUUGUUUGAGACUGGAAUAAUAAUAUGUCCUAGAUAAUUAAGCAAAUAUUGAAGAUGAGAGAAAAUGAAAGAUACACCAUGUAAUAUAAACCAUGCCUGAUGUGGAGGCUGCACAUAUCAUUAUUGACUCGGAUGUCAUCAGUUGUCAAGAGGGACUUUCGUCGGAACUAUUGAAAAGUAGAAUUUAACUAAAGUGAACGGAACUAAAUUAUAAUUUAUUGGAUUUUGUCUGUGUUAAACAUUUUCUUGAUUAACUAUCUUUCAGAUCGUUAAGUGUUUUUCAUUUAGAAAAAAUGUAAGCAUGGUUGCAGUUGAUUUUCAGUCUGCUACCAUACCAGUGGAAAUCUAAAUUGCUGUUAAACUUUGUUGGUACUCGUUCCUUCCAGUUAAAUUAUUUGUCUUGCUAGAUGAAUAAUUCAUUCUCUCUCAUUGCACCAGACUCGAGUUCAUUUUUUCUUGUAUGUGUAACCCUUCAUUCCGGACUAAAUUAAUUUGUGGGGUGAGAAAUGUAGAUCUGGCUCUUGCUCUUUUUUCAGAUUUUUGUCUUUAAGUUCUACAGUUUUCCUUUUUUUUUAAAUUAUCAGACUUAAAUUUAUUACCUUUAAUUCUUUAACUCUCUUUCCAAUUUAUCAAGUGGCACAAGCUUUUGUAUUCUGGAAUGGCUACCCGUCAUCGUAAUAAAUAUUAAACAGUAAAUUAUGUCUAAUAUCUUGAAACAGGUGAAUGAGUGUGUCUUAGAUGGACUGUAAGUCAGGUUGCUUUGAAUUUAUUUUCAAUAUUAAAUAGAACACAAGCAGUGACACACCAAUGCCUUAAAGAAUGUCCAGAUUACACUAACACUUAGUGACCUGUCAUUAAUCUCGAAGUACUUAACAUGUCAUGUUCAUAUUAGUAAUAUUUACAGAUCUUGAUCUUCCUCCAAUUAUUUCUAAUAAGUUGUAUACUUUCUCAAUAUAUCAAACUCUUUUAAGUUAAUAUUGUGUUACGAUUGGUUCAUUGAAAUUCUUUUGAAUGCAGUGCACCCAUAAAUAUUCAAUAGUAUUUUAAAUUUCUAGAAAAAUGUGGAAUUUGAUAUUGUUCACCAAUUACCAAAAUAGUGUGUAUUCUUUAACUCCAUCACUCAUAAAUGGAUGAUAUAUAUUUUUCUCUAUUUUUUUAAAACUUCAAAAAUUAUUUUCAAUGUUUAAUUUCUGGUGAAACAUUUGAUAUUUCUGUUUAUUUGAAAUUUGAUAGAGGGUCUGUUUUGUGAAUUGUCCUGUAAUAGUAAUUAUUUUUUCUCGCAAAAUAAGUGAUACACUUGUUAAUGUGGUCUCUUAAAGAUACGAUGUUUGAAUGGUGAAUGUUUUAGUUUUAAUUAUUGAAGGACAAGAAUGUCAUUCCUAAACUGAGGGUAUUGGCAUUAUGAUGAUCAUGAAUGAAUGAAGAAUUUUAAGAUAACUUCGUAAGUCGUCAUUUUUUGCAUGAAAGACAUUUUUAAUACCAAAAAUGUGACUAAAAAUAUUGCAUUGAAAAUAUAUAAAUAUUUACCAUAUUUGGGAUGGAGACCUCAAGUUACUGAGUACUAGAUUCAACCUUUCGUAUUUCAUUCUUAGCGACUUGUGUUCACAAUCAAUAUUGACCUAGUUUGCUGUAAAAAUGGGAAAUUUAUCUGUAUUAAAAAUUAGUUGGUUUAAUUAACAAAGCCAUAAACUUGUUACCAAAUUUGCUGUAAGUUUGCAUUGUCCAUGGGUGUUUUCAGCAGCACUUUCUUGUGAUCAUUUUCAGUUGUUAUAAGUCUGAAAUAUUUUAACUAUCAAUUCUCUGUUGGUUCUUUUGAAAGUCUUCUGCAGGUAUUACCUGAAGGUUCAAAGUAUUAUUGAAUGUUUAAAUUAUUGCUCUCUCUUUCUCUUUUUUCUUUUCUUUUUUUCUUUCUUCCUUCUUUCAAUUAAGAUAAUUCUGAGUAGUGGGU